AUGUCGUACCGUGGUCCAAAUCAGUUUCAAAAUCAAUUCAAUACUCCACAACAGAACCCACAUCAACCACCCCAAAACUUUGGUAUUCCCCCAAGACAACCACAUACUAUUGGUCCCAUAACCAAUUCUAAAUCGCUUGUGGAAAAAUUUGAACACUAUAGCAAGAAAAUCGAAGAUUUGAUUGAUGAUAAAUUUAAACCAUUGAAGCCAUAUGUACCAGCAAUUGGAAGGGCAUUUUUAGUGGCUACUUUUUAUGAGGAUACCAUGAGAAUCUUUUCCCAAUGGAAUGAACAAGUUUAUUAUUUGCACAACUAUAGACACUAUUGGAGAUGGUUUACAGUGGUAUUUUUGGUGCAAAAUAUGAUUGUUAUGACCAUUGCUUCAACAUUGUUGAUUGCUAGAAAAAAAAUCAAUAUUGCCACUAUUGCUUUAAUCUGUGUCGUAAUUGCUCAAGGUAUCGUAUAUGGUUUGUUGUUUGAUUCUCAAUUUAUCUUGAGAAACUUAUCUGUUGUUGGUGGAUUAGUUUUGGCUUUUUCCGAUACAAUUGUUAGAGAUAAACGUUCAUUGAACAUGCCAGGUUUACCGAUGUUGAAUAAUCACGACAACAAGAAAUACUUUUUAUUAGCAGGAAGACUUUUGUUGGUUCUUUUGUUUUUGGGAUUUGUAUUUUCAUCGGAAUGGGCAUUAGGUAGAGUAUUGAUUAUUAUUGUUGGUAUUGCUUCUUGUGCAUCCAUUAUUGUUGGAUACAAGACGAAAUUUGCUGCUGCUGUCAUGUUAUCCUUGUUGUUUGUUUACAAUGUAGUAACAAACCAAUUUUGGCACUAUGGAAGUCGUGAUGCUAGAAGAGAUUUCUUGAGAUAUGAAUUCUUCCAAGUCUUGUCCAUUGUUGGUGGAUUAUUGUUGGUUGUUAAUGCUGGUGCUGGUGAGUUUUCCAUUGACGAAAAGAAAAAGAUCUACUAA
Messenger RNA from Lodderomyces parapsilosis, 960 nucleotides. RefSeq names its product Erv29p (gene ERV29). Gene Ontology annotation, cellular component: endoplasmic reticulum; endoplasmic reticulum-Golgi intermediate compartment; membrane. The record is from RefSeq and is a predicted model, not a curated record. Lineage: Eukaryota; Fungi; Ascomycota; Pichiomycetes; Serinales; Debaryomycetaceae. Gene Ontology annotation, biological process: Golgi organization. Bases 1 to 960 code for a protein of 319 amino acids. The transcript has a single exon.